Trichoderma atroviride IMI 206040 is the source of this 1132-nucleotide messenger RNA. NCBI's taxonomy places the organism in Eukaryota, Fungi, Ascomycota, Sordariomycetes, Hypocreales, Hypocreaceae. The record is from RefSeq and is a predicted model, not a curated record.
CUUGCCAAGGUAUUGCCGACCAAGAGAAAAUAAACGAAGAAGAAGAAAUGACUGGAGGAACCAAGCGAGACUACGACGGCAAUGCGCGCGCUAAGAGUGCGCAAGACUUGCCGCGGGGCAGGUUCCAUGCCAUGUUUGAGGAUUUCCGGGACGAACUGGAUGAGCAUUACGACCGCAGGGAGCGCAUCAUCAAGGCGUCGAGAGAUGUGACGGCGCAGAGCAAGAAGAUUAUUUUCACAUUGCAAAGAGUCAAACAACCGAACAAGGACUUUCCAAAGGGAAUACAGCAAGACAUUGACACUCGUCUCGGCGAAAUCUCAAAGCUGCUCUCAGGCAUCACCGCAGACUUGCAGUCCAUCAACCGUUACCGCUACGGCUUUUCUAUGCGAUGUUUGGAGGAGCUUGUCGAGGCACUCUCCUUUUCCCACUACCUAAGGCACCAGACCCUCAUCACCCUAGAAGAAACACAAGCAGCAGUCCCCGCAGACAUUGUUCUGACGUCACACGACUACAUGUACGGCCUAUUCGAUCUGUUUGGAGAGAUGAUGCGGUUUGCAACGGUCACAACCGCGCAGACGGGCGAGCUGGUUGGCGACUAUGAGAGAAACAUCCUGGGCGAUAUACAGGAGCUUGGCUGUGCAUUUGAGAUGCUGCCCCAGGUGCCGACAAAGGAUUUUCGCUCCAAGAUGGAGGUCAUGCGGCAGAGCAUCAACAAGGUCGAGAAACUGGGCUAUGGCCUUGUGGUGAGGGGCAGUGAGAGGCCGAAGGGGUGGGUACCCGACAUGAAAGACGAUGACCAUCGGCCUGUCUCUCCUGUGUGAGAAGGCUUGAGCACUAUUUGCUGUUUCUGGAGAUUGCCUGUGGGUCUCGACUCUGCAUUGCUAAUAUGUUGUGGCAAUAACCUUGCCCUCUAUUUAUGAGAAAGUUUUUGUCAGAUAUUCUGCGCUUUUCCACUCUUUAUGAGUAACUUUUGUCAAGUAUUAUUUACUUUUUAGUUUUUACAUGGGAACCAUUGUUGACAGACUGCUUGAAAGGCGCAGAUUUGUCGGAGCAAGUGCUGGGUAGCUGACUGAAAGUGACAAACAAACAAUAAUAAAAACAAAUCAAACGCCAUUUAAUCGCAAUACAGUCC